This is a messenger RNA of Cornus florida, 2135 nucleotides long. RefSeq lists its product as uncharacterized. The record is from RefSeq and is a predicted model, not a curated record. The transcript is spliced from 2 exons. NCBI's taxonomy places the organism in Eukaryota, Viridiplantae, Streptophyta, Magnoliopsida, Cornales, Cornaceae. The coding region runs from base 461 to 1480 and encodes 339 amino acids.
UCAUCUUCUUCUUCUUGCUUUAUCUAACCCUAAAAUCUACAAAAUGUAAAUGUUAUCAAAGCACAAACCUGGGUAGGUCUCAUUGUUGAGUGCAUCAUUCACGUCGUCGUCGUCGAUGGUUGGUUCCGUCAUCAUCGUUCGUUCGUUCCUCCAUGUUUGUGUAAUCGCACGAUGAGUUUUGUAUUGUGGUAGUCUUCGUUCGUCGCCAUGGUGGAUUUCAUGCCCGGCGGUUGUUGUUUGAUCAUUGGUUGAUCGUUGGUGUUCAGAGUGGUUGCCGUACGAUUUGAGGAAGAAGAAAGCGGGUUAACCCGCCCGGUUGUUUGUACCAGCAAACAUCUGGGUUUUAUUCGAACCGAUUCUGAUCCAUCUCAUCACCUUGUUUUGCCCAACCCAGUUCAGGUUCUUUUCCUACCAUUUCAGUCUUUGUCCCCAAUUUUAAAUUGUUUUUUUUUUCUCUAUCAUGUCAUUCAAUUGUGACCCAUUUUCAUCCACAACCUCGUUUGACCUUCCCAUGACCUUCAAGUUUAAUGGCAAAAACUACAACCUGUGGGCCAAAUCAUUUGAGAUUUUCCUCAAAGCUAAAGGCCUUGGCAGCCAUUUGAUCGAGGACAAACCAAAUUCAAGUGAUCCAAAUUUAGGUACAUGGGAGCAACAUGAUGCUCAGACAAUUUAUUAUAUGUUAAGCAGUAUUGAACCUCACAUCGGCGCCAACUUAAUUCAUCUCAAUUAUGCCAAGGACAUCUGGAACCGCCUAAAGCAAUUGUAUUCUAGGACGGGCGAUGUCAGUCGCAUCUACGAGGUGGGCAAGCAGUUUUUCAGCCUCGACCAAGGUAAUCAGAGUUUAGAAGAAUAUUUUUCAAAAGUAAAGAGAAUUUGUGAUGAAUUGAACAUGUAUCAACCCCUCACUUGUGAUGUUCAGCGAAUGCAACAGCAACGCGAGGAUUUCAAUGUUAUUCGGUUUCUAACUGGUUUGUCACCGGAAUAUGAGCCUAUUCGUGCACAAAUUUUGGAUGGUCCUAGCCUUCCAUCUCUUACUGAUGUAUUUCGUCGACUCCAGCGAGCUACUCAAUCUAAUGGUGCCUCCGGUGUCCAUAAUGAUAAUGGUGGUGACAGUUCAACAUUAACGGUCUCUCAGGGUGGACCCAAUAGUUUUCGAAGAGGCAGAGGGAGAGAACCCCUAAGAUGUACUCACUGCGGUCGCCCUAAUCACACUGUGAAUUAUUGUUGGGAUCUUCAUGGUAGACCAAAAUUAUCUGGCUAUGCAAAUCAGGUGUCCAAUAAUGAGGAUGCUACUAGUUCACCUGCUCCGCUCACUUGUUCUCCCCAGGCUGCUGAGUCUGAUAUGAUCACUAUCACGCGCGAUGAGUAUGAUCAACUUAUGUCUCAGCAACAGCCACUCUCCUCGUCUUCCAUGGUUUUCUUCGCCCAAUCAGGAUCUCAAGAUGAAGAAGAAGAUUGGUACGUGAGACAAGGGAGAUAAAAGUAGGUGGUUUGUAUUACUUGGAUUUUGAGCAUCACACCCCCAAAGCUCUUUAUAUCUUCAUUUAUGUGGAAGAGUAAAAGGCAAAUAGUGAUAGAAACUCUUUAGUUAUUUAGAUCUUCGUUUAAGUGGAAGAGUAAAAAGCAAAUAGUGGUAAUCAAGGUUUGGUGCUAAAGCUGAGAACAGAGGAAGAUAGCUUACACAUCUAGUGAGUUAAUAAGGCAAUUCAAAUUCCUUCUCUGUUAUUUUGUGAUAAUCGAGCACCUACUCAUGUUGCCUUUAAUUCAGUGUUUUCGUGAGACGGCUAAACAUAUUGAGGUUGACUCUCACAUUAUUCAAUACAAUAUUGAGCCUAAAUUUUUUUGGCUGAUAUGUUCACCAAGUGGGCCUGAAUUAUAGAUAUUCUCUAGCUUGGAGAGUGUUAGAAUAGUCAUAUUGGGGGCAUACAUGUAGUUAGAUUACCCAAAGAGGUAUUUUAUUCUCUAAUCUAUUUGUAUAUGUGUGUGAGAGAUAUUAGGCUGAGGAGAUAUCAGUUUUAUUCUCCCGCGCUGUUCUCUCAUUUUCUUUUCCUCCCUUCCCCUUCAUCUUCUUCCUUGAUCUAACCCUAAAAUCUACUGAACCAAAUAAUCAAUUAAAUUUGAAAUUUGAAAUUUGA